This is a messenger RNA of Cucurbita moschata (crookneck pumpkin), 1563 nucleotides long. RefSeq names its product probable beta-1,3-galactosyltransferase 2. The coding region runs from base 232 to 1491 and encodes 419 amino acids. Gene Ontology annotation, molecular function: hexosyltransferase activity. Gene Ontology annotation, cellular component: Golgi membrane. NCBI's taxonomy places the organism in Eukaryota, Viridiplantae, Streptophyta, Magnoliopsida, Cucurbitales, Cucurbitaceae. The transcript is spliced from 12 exons. The record is from RefSeq and is a predicted model, not a curated record.
UUAUUAUCUCUCACCUGUCCUCUGUUCAAUUCUACUUGCCUUCUCUGUAAAGUCGCGAUCCAUAUUCUGCAAAUGCAGUGUUAGAGAGAGAAGAAGAACAAUUUCUAUUACUCUCACUCUUCACUCUAAACCCUUCUUCUCUACCUCUGUUUCGAAUUCCUUUAACCAUUUUGGCCCUUUUUGGUGUUUGGCUCGAUUCGGGUACUCAUGGUUGCGAGAUAGAUAGCUAAAAUGUGUGGGAAAAGCAAGGCGAAUCAUCAUCACUCUUCAAGAACUCUCGUAUCCCGGAAAUGGACACUCUUCCUUUGCUUGGCUAGCUUUUGCUCUGGAAUGCUCUUCACCAACAGGAUGUGGACUAUUCCUGAACACAAAGACAUGGCUCGAUCGAGGUCCAUAGAAGCCCAAGAAUUGAAGUUAGUAUCAAGGGGCUGUGAUCUAAAAACAAAUGAACUCAAUUUUUCAUCAAAAGACAUCUUUGGCAAGGUUUUUAACACACACAACGCCAUACACACAUUAGAUAAAUCGAUAUCCAAUUUAGAGAUGGAGUUAGCAGCAACCAAGGCAGUUCAAGAAUCAAUCCAAAGCAGCUCACCUUUAUCACAAGAUUCAAAGCAAACUGAUACAACUGGGAGAAGAAAGUAUUUAAUGGUUAUAGGAAUCAAUACUGCAUUUAGCAGCAGAAAAAGAAGAGAUUCUGUUCGUGCUACCUGGAUGCCUCAAGGUGAAAAAAGGAAGAAGUUGGAGGAAGAAAAGGGUAUCAUUAUUCGCUUUGCCAUUGGCCAUAGUGCUACACCAGGAGGCAUUCUUGACAGAGCUAUUGAAGCAGAAGAUAAAAAGCAUGGAGAUUUCCUUAGGCUGGAUCAUGUUGAAGGCUACCUUGAAUUAUCCGCCAAAACCAAGAUAUACUUCGUCACAGCCUUUUCUCUAUGGGAUGCAGACUUCUACGUCAAAGUUGAUGAUGAUGUUCAUGUAAACAUCGGAACGCUUGGCGAGACACUAGCCAGACAUCGAUCCAAGCCACGAGUAUACAUCGGAUGCAUGAAAUCUGGCCCCGUCCUUUCGCAAAGAGGAGUGAGGUACCAUGAGCCGGAACAUUGGAAGUUUGGAGAAGGUGGAAACAAGUAUUUCCGACAUGCGACAGGACAACUAUAUGCAAUAUCGAAUGAUUUGGGUGCUUACAUUUCAAUGAACCAGCAUGUUUUACACAAGUAUGCUAACGAGGACGUCUCAUUGGGUUCAUGGGUUAUCGGUCUCAAUGUCGAACAUAUUGAUGAUCGGAGACUCUGCUGUGGCACUCCACCUGAUUGCGAGUGGAAGGCUCAGGCGGGGAACAUUUGCGUUGCUUCGUUCGAUUGGAGUUGCAGCGGCAUUUGCAGAUCUGCCGAUAGGAUUAAGGAAGUCCAUCGACGGUGCGGAGAAGGUGCUGGAAAAAGAUUUAACUCCUGCAAACCACAAAAUCUGUUCCUUUUUGAAGAGAUACACAAAGAUUGAAAAAAACUUAUAAAGAGAAAACAGAGGAAGUGGUUAAGAAGGCUUGAGGGAAGAUCCAGAAAUAAAGAAAAA